CAAAUCUUCCUGCCGGCGAGUCGCACAGCCAAUUAGCCAUCAUCGCUACUCUAUUUUCUGCGAUCCAUACAGUAGAGUGAGGUUCUCAUUUUUCAAUGUCCGUCUCAAAUUCAAAUAUUGCAUUGAAAGCGGGAAGCCCAGGUCCGUUGUGUUGUAGUAUGUACCUAGCGAAAUAGCCUCUUGAUACUCCAUUUUCAUCUCUUCGAACAUGGCUGGCAAAAGUAGCAAGAAACCACUAAGCCUCAACGAUAGCCAUUAUCGAUUCCUCCAAGACCUUUCUGCACCUCCGAAGCCCUCCUCGAAGGCAUCUGAUGACGAAGAUGAGUCGUCGCCGAUAAUGCUCAAAGGCAGAAGGCAGCAGCAGGGCAAAGCUUUUUCCAGGGAUGACAAAAACGAGGAAGAUGAUAGCAUCCCUCGAUUUUCUGCGAUCACCGACUUCGAUUCUUCUAUCGACGAAAAGCCGAUCAAGGUAGAAGAUCGACGCCUUCUCUGUACUGUCUCGCCAAAGCAAAAUAAUAAAGAUAAAGAUGAUAAUAUUCCCCAGUCUAAAGAUACGACCGGCUUUGAAACCCACAAAGGGGAAAAGAAAACUAAGGUCAAAAUGGAAGGCCGGCGUCGCCUAUGCAAGGUGUCAUGUGCAGACAAUGAUAAUACUGAUAAAAUGGUGGCGCUCGAUGACUCGGAGGUUUCUGACCUUGUGGAUUUUGAUUCACCCCCUUUGCCGACAAAAAAUGCGACUGAGAUUGAGAAGAGUCAGGGUAGGAGUGAAAUUAGGGAUAUAUUAGAUGAGUUGAGCUCGAAGUUUGAUAUUCUGUCAAUUGAGAAGAAGAGGGUACCUAAAUCAACGCAGACAUUUGAAAAUUGUUCAGCAUUGGUGAUAGGAAAUGAAACUACGGAAGAUAAGAAUGUUGAUUAUGCCAGUGCAGAUUCUUCAUUCUCAGCUCAACAGGACCCCUGUGACAGUUUAUCUGAUGCUACUAUCAGUGGAGGCAUUGAACUUGUAGAAGAUGAUUCGGACGAUUCUGUAGAAUUGCUGGAUCAUUUUGAUUCUGAGGAUUUUAAUUCUAUAACUAUGAAUGGCCCACAUUCCACAUACAAGUUGCCAGGCAAAAUUGCAAAAAUGUUGUAUCCGCAUCAACGUGAUGGUUUGAAGUGGCUUUGGUCUCUGCAUUGUCAGGGUAAAGGUGGAAUCCUGGGGGAUGACAUGGGUCUGGGGAAAACAAUGCAAAUUUGUAGCUUUUUAGCUGGUUUAUUCAAUUCACAUUUGAUCAAAAGGGCAUUGGUUGUGGCCCCAAAAACCUUACUUCCCCACUGGAUCAAAGAACUAUCUGCUGUUGGUCUUUCUCAGAAGACGAGAGAAUACUUUGGAACAUGUACUAAAGCCCGAGAGUAUGAACUUCAAUACAUACUUCAGGAUAAAGGUGUUCUUCUUACAACAUAUGAUAUUGUUCGCAAUAAUUCUAAAUCAUUACGGGGGGAUUAUCUAUCUGAUGAUGAGGAAGGUGAAGAUGGCCCCACAUGGGAUUAUAUGAUACUUGAUGAGGGCCAUCUUAUAAAGAACCCAAGCACACAGAGAGCUAAAAGUUUGCUAGAGAUACCAAGUGCCCACCGCGUAAUCAUCAGUGGCACGCCAUUGCAAAAUAAUCUGAAGGAGUUGUGGGCCUUGUUCAAUUUCUGCUGCCCUGAGUUGCUGGGCGAUAAGAAAUGGUUCAAAGAAAAUUUUGAGUCAGCUAUACUUCGUGGAAAUGACAAAAAAGCUUCUGAGAGAGAUAAGCGUGUUGGUUCUUCUGUUGCAAAGGUGCUCAGAGAUCGUAUUCAGCCCUACUUUUUAAGACGGCUGAAGAGUGAGGUUUUUAAUCAAGAUAACAAGAAUACAGCGACGAAACUUUCUCAAAAACGGGAGAUUAUCGUGUGGCUACAAUUGACUAGUAUUCAGAGAUAUCUUUAUGAAGCGUUUCUAAGGAGUGAGAUUGUUCUUUCAGCAUUUGAUGGCUCACCGCUUGCUGCACUUACGAUAUUGAAGAAAAUUUGUGAUCACCCGCUUUUGUUGACUAAGCGGGCAGCUGAAGAUGUGUUGGAAGGGAUGGACUCAAUGCUAAAGCCUGAAGAGGUUAACGUUGCAGAGAAAUUGGCAAUGCACAUAGCUGAUGUUGCUGACACAGACAAGUUCAAAGCUGAGCAUGACGUCUCAUGCAAAAUAUCUUUCAUAAUGUCAUUAUUGGAUAAUUUAAUCCCACAAGGACAUCAUGUGCUUAUUUUUUCUCAAACUCGCAAGAUGCUUAAUCUUAUUCAGGAAUCUGUAACGUCCAAAGGUUAUGAAUUUUUACGUAUUGAUGGAACAACAAAAGCUAGUGAUAGAAUAAGGAUUGUUAAUGAUUUCCAAGAAGGUGCUGCGGCUCCCAUUUUUCUCUUGACAUCUCAAGUUGGUGGUUUAGGGCUGACACUUACUAAGGCAGAUCGUGUGAUUGUAGUUGAUCCUGCUUGGAACCCAAGUACGGAUAACCAAAGUGUUGAUCGUGCAUAUCGUAUUGGCCAAAAGAAAGAUGUUCUUGUGUAUAGAUUAAUGACAUGCGGAACCGUUGAAGAAAAAAUAUACAGGAAGCAGGUAUACAAGGGGGGAUUGUUUAAAACGGCAACAGAGCAUAAAGAGCAAAUUCGGUACUUCAGCCAGCAGGAUCUCCGAGAGCUUUUCAGUCUCCCAAAGGAGGGUUUUGAUGUGUCUGUUACUCAGAAGCAAUUAGAGGAGGAGCAUGCUUGUGAAGAUACAGUGGAUGACUCGUUUAAAGCACACAUAGAGUUCUUGAAAAGUCAAGGCAUAGGUGGAGUUAGUCACCACAGUUUACUCUUUUCCAAAACAGCACCAGUCCAUGAUGCACCUGGGGAUGAUGAAGUGCCAAGGAAUCAUGGGACCAGUUAUGCUGGAGCGUCAGCAUCAACUUCCCUUGAACGUCCUGUUGAUGGAGCUGAGUUUGCUUUCAAUCCAAAGGAAGUCAAAUUGAACAAGAAAGGCUCUUCCCCAAAUAGCGCUGGUAAAUUGACUGAGUCUGAAAUCAGGGAUAAAAUCAAACGGAUUUCUCAAACACUAGCAAAUAAGGCAAUGAUUUCUAGAUUACCUGAUAGGGGAGAAAAACUACAGCAGCGGCUUGCCGAGCUAAAUUCGGAGCUCAGCAAAUUGAAGAUGGAAGAAAGAGAAGUGAUUGAUUUGGAUGAUAUAACUGGAGAAUUUCAAAGGGUAUUGAAUGUGUAGAUCAUUAUUAAGAGAACUUGAAAUUGAAUGGAUCGAGCCGUGCUCUGUUUUGGCUGCCUUGUAGACAGAAAAUUGCCAAAUGAUUACUUUCAUGUGGCAAGAUAAGGCAGUCUCUUGUGCAUUUUUGUCAAAGGUGGUGCAUUUUUUGGUCAGUUUUUGCUAUUCAAAAAGUGAAUAUAAUAUUUUGAUUUAUUCAAAACACCUUUAGUUA
This is a messenger RNA of Prosopis cineraria, 3458 nucleotides long. Its product is annotated as protein CHROMATIN REMODELING 24. Gene Ontology annotation, molecular function: ATP binding; DNA translocase activity; ATP-dependent chromatin remodeler activity. NCBI's taxonomy places the organism in Eukaryota, Viridiplantae, Streptophyta, Magnoliopsida, Fabales, Fabaceae. The coding region runs from base 209 to 3247 and encodes 1012 amino acids. The transcript is spliced from 23 exons. The record is from RefSeq and is a predicted model, not a curated record.